GGCUCCCUCCCUGGGCUGGGCGGGGCAGGUUAAUACUAACCGGCUGCCUCCUCCCCUCCCAGGCAGAGCCACUUGGGAACGGGACCUGCAGCAUAAAAAGCCAACUUGCUCAUGAGAAGGAAAAAAGAUCAGGGGAAACCUGGGCUUCCUGGCAUCAUGUUUUGACAAUCCUCGGCACUGACUUUGCUCCCCUGGCGUUCUUCUCCACUGGCUCCACUGGCGCCCCCUGCAGGCUGAUCUGGGAGGUGGCGGCUUCAGCACGGGGCAGACAUCACCAUGGCUCUCCUGAUUCACUUGCUGGUCUGCACCUUCGGGAUGGGCUCCUGGGUGGCCAUCAACGGACUGUGGGUGGAGCUGCCCCUGCUGGUGGCGGAGCUGCCCGAGGGGUGGUAUCUUCCCUCCUACCUCACAGUGGUCAUCCAACUGGCCAACGUCGGCCCCCUCCUGGUCACGCUGCUCCAUCACUUCCAGCCCGGCUGCCUCUCGGAGGUGCCCAUCAUCUUCACCGUGCUGGCUGUGGGCACCCUCGCCUGCACGCUCUUCGCCUUCCUCUGGAAUGUCACCUCCUGGGUGCUGGAUGGCCACCACAGCGUCGCCUUCAUGGUCCUCACCUUCUUCCUGGCCCUGGUGGACUGCACCUCUUCGGUCACCUUCCUGCCUUUCAUGAGCCGGCUCUCCGCCCGCUACCUCACCACCUUCUUUGUGGGCGAAGGACUCAGCGGCCUCCUGCCUGCCCUGGUGGCUCUUGCCCAGGGCUCAGGUCUCACCACCUGUGUCAAUGUCACUCAGCUGUCAGACACCACCCCAAGCUCUGAGACCACCGGGAAGGAGGUCUUCCUACAGGGAGCUAAUGUCACCUUGAUGUCUGACCUGACCGGGACGACACAGUCCGCCGUCCAUCUGGAAAGCCGCUACCUCCCAGCCAACUUCUCACCCUUGGUCUUCUUCCUCCUGCUCUCCUUCAUGAUGGUCUGCUGCCUCACAGCUUUCUUUGUCCUCCAGCGUCAGCCCAGGCCCAGGGAAUCUUCCAUAGAAGACCUCCUCACCUCCCAGGUCACCCUCCACUCCAUCCGGCCACGAGAAGGGGAGGACCUGGGCCCCCCAGACCCAGGGGCUUGCAUCAAGGCCCAGGGGCAUCCAGAGGAGAAAACAGACUCCAAGCACCCAGGCCAACUGGCCUUCAUCUACAUUCUGGUGGCCUUCGUGAACGCACUCACCAACGGCGUGCUGCCCUCCGUGCAGACCUACUCCUGCCUCUCCUAUGGGCCUGUGGCCUAUCACCUGUCUGCCACGCUCAGCUCCAUGGCCAACCCUCUUGUCUGCUUCCUCUCCAUGUUUCUGCAGCUCAGGUCUCUACCAUUCCUGGGGAUCCUCACCGUGCUUGGGACUGGCUUCGGGGCCUACAACAUGGCCAUGGCCGUGAUGAGCCCCUGCCCUCUUAUGCAGGGCCACUGGGCUGGGGAAGUCCUCAUUGUAGCCUCGUGGGUGCUGUUCAUUGGCUGUUUGAGCUACGUCAAGGUGAUGCUGGGCGUGAUCCUACGCGACCGCAGCCGCAGCGCCCUCUUGUGGUGCGGGGCGGCGGUGCAGCUGGGCUCCCUGGUCGGAGCUCUGCUCAUGUUCCCGCUGGUCAACGUGUUGAGGCUCUUCUCCUCGGCUGACUUCUGCAGCCUGCAGUGCUCCGCCUAGAACACCUGGAGAGGUCCAGGACAGGGUCCUGAUCCGCGACCAUUACUAACACCUGGAAACUUGAGCAGGGCACGUGCCCAAGGCCACAGGGCAAGGGGUGGGGAGCUAGGAAGCAGAGGCUGGGUAUAUCCUCUGGCACGGUGGAGAACGCCGCAAGACCUCCCAAGGGACCCGGAACUGCAAAGCACAGCCCUACCCGGGUGCUGAGUCACAGUGCCCGCAAUCCCACUGCAGAACUCUUUCGGACUGUUGAGAGAGAGCUGGUUUGCAGCCUCAGCUGGAGGCAGGCUCAAGGGUGUCAGAAGGGAGACCGCUGAGAGGGUGAGCAGCCCUCACAGGCUGUGUGACCUUGGGGAAGUCACUUAUUUCUCUGUGCCUUCCUAAAAUGGAGAUUAUGAUAAAUAGCGCCUACCUCAUAGGCUUAGCACAGGGAUCAAGGGGAGAAGCGCCCAGCACGUAGCAAGCCCUCUUGGGCCAUUUCCUGAUCUGAUGCCCAACAGAAAUAACAAGGGACAAUUUACACAACCUGGAAGUGGCCAGGGUGGUUGAGAGAGGACCCUUGCCCCGUUUCCUUUUCCCACCCUCCUCUAAGAGAAGCUUCUGGGACCCUGGUGGAACCAUGGGAAUCCUGACUCCUCGGUUCCCAGUAUGGAUGGAUGUUAUACACCACACACCCCUUCCUGUCACCCCUCCUGACCCACGAAGACCUGCUCCUUGGAAAGUGAGUGACCUCCUGGGAGGCAGAGAGGUGGCGGGCGGGGUGGCACGCUACAGCAAACCUCGGGAAGUGAGUUCUAUCCCCUCUCCCACUCCCCAGGGCCAGGAUUGAACCCUGAGGACCCUGGGAAGUCUGGGAAGGAGUGCAUUCACUACCCGACUGUUCCUUUGUUCUCUUUUUUUCUUUUUCUUUUAGAUAGACAUUCCCUGCUUUUACACUAAGAUCAGCCCUCCCACAAAAAAGUCUAACAUGAACCCCAAAGUCAAUAUCAUCGGUCUUCAGUUAGUUCUAAGGUCAAGGCUAAGCUCCGAAAUGAACAGGUAUCAAGUGUUCAGAGAA
This is a messenger RNA of Mustela lutreola (European mink), 2743 nucleotides long. It is a transcript of the gene SLC52A3, whose product is annotated as solute carrier family 52 member 3. The coding region runs from base 277 to 1686 and encodes 469 amino acids. Gene Ontology annotation, cellular component: plasma membrane. Lineage: Eukaryota; Metazoa; Chordata; Mammalia; Carnivora; Mustelidae. Gene Ontology annotation, biological process: riboflavin transport. Gene Ontology annotation, molecular function: riboflavin transmembrane transporter activity. The record is from RefSeq and is a predicted model, not a curated record. The transcript is spliced from 5 exons.